Kluyveromyces marxianus DMKU3-1042 is the source of this 1581-nucleotide messenger RNA. RefSeq names its product D-arabinono-1,4-lactone oxidase (gene ALO1). Gene Ontology annotation, molecular function: FAD binding; D-arabinono-1,4-lactone oxidase activity. The coding region runs from base 1 to 1581 and encodes 526 amino acids. Gene Ontology annotation, cellular component: mitochondrion; membrane. The record is from RefSeq and is a predicted model, not a curated record. Lineage: Eukaryota; Fungi; Ascomycota; Saccharomycetes; Saccharomycetales; Saccharomycetaceae. The transcript has a single exon.
AUGUCAUUGGAGUCAGUAACGGGUAUUUCCCGUUCUAAUUUUGUUUUCAAAAAUUGGGCCGGCAUUUAUUCGUGUAAACCACAACUAUACUUUCAGCCUAAUUCCAUCGAUGAAGUAGUUGACAUCGUAAAAGCUGCUAUAGAACAGGGAAAGACAAUUGUCACCGUUGGCUCUGGGCAUUCGCCUAGUGACAUGUGUAUUACUGAUCAAUGGUUGAUGAACUUGGAUAAUUUGAAUAGGGUCAUUCAUUUUGAAGAAAACGAAAAGGGUUUAUAUGCGGACGUGACCGUUGAAGCUGGUUUAAGAGUUUAUCAACUAAGUGAGAUCCUUUCUGAAAGGGGAUAUGCUAUUCAGAAUUUAGGUUCAAUUUCAGAACAGAGUGUUGCUGGUAUUAUUUCUACCGGUACCCACGGUUCUUCUCCAUACCACGGUUUAGUUUCCUCCCAGUAUGUUAAUUUGACCAUUGUUAAUGGUAAGGGUGAAGUAGUGUUUUUGGAUUCUGAACACGAACCAGAAGUAUUUAGAGCUGCAUGCUUAUCUUUGGGUAAAAUUGGUAUCAUAGUUAAGGCUACAAUUAGAGCUAUUCCUGCGUUUAACAUUAAAUCGACGCAGGAAGUGAUCAACUUCGAAACACUAUUGAACAACUGGGAAACCAUUUGGACGUCUAGUGAAUUCAUUAGAUGUUGGUGGUAUCCAUACACUAGGAAGGUUAUUUUAUGGAGGGGGUCUAAGACAGAAGAACCUCUGACUGCACCAAGAAAAUCAUGGUGGGGUAGCACAUUAGGCCGUUUCCUUUAUGAGUCUUUGAUUUGGUUGAGUGUCAAGAUAUACCCAGGUUUGACACCAUAUGUCGAGUCUUUUGUUUUCCACCAACAGUACGGUAGAGUCGAAACUUAUGGUAGUGGUGACAUUGCAGUACAAAGUUCUAUCGACGGUUUGAAUAUGGACUGUCUAUUUUCCCAAUUUGUCGAUGAAUGGGGCUGUCCUCUAAACAAUGGUCCAGAAGUUCUACGUUCUUUAGAUCAUUCAAUUACCCAAGCCGCUCAAAACAAGGAGUUUUUCGUACAUGUGCCAGUUGAAGUUCGUUGUUCAAACACAACUCUUCCAUCUUCAGAACCUGAUUAUUCCAAUAGAACUGAGACAUCUGCUGGUCCAGUCUUUGGUAACAUCUUAAGACCUUUCCUUGAUUCCACUCCUCGUCAUUUAAGAUACGCUCCACUGUCUGAUGUCACCAAUUCCCAACUAACCUUGUACAUUAAUGCAACAAUUUAUAGGCCAUUCGGCUGCAAUGCUCCAAUACACAAAUGGUUUACUCUUUUCGAGGACACCAUGGGUGCCGCCGGUGGUAAGCCUCACUGGGCAAAGAAUUUCUUAGGUUCCACUUCUAUGGCUGCUGGUAAGGUCAAGGAUGAAACGGAAUACCUUGACUAUGAAAUGAGAGGUAUGGCUACAAAGAUUAAGGAAUGGUACGGCGAAGAUCUACUGAAAUUCCGUGAAGUUAGAGAGCAACAAGAUCCUCACAACAUCUUUUUAGCAAACAAGGAAUGGGCUAUUCGUAAUGGUAUCGUCGAUAUCGAAUAG